AUGGCCUUCCGUCUGCCCAUCGUCCGUGCCUCGCGCCAGCUCUCGACGUCCGCACGCGCCAUGUCCGGCCCGGCCAAGGGCAGCGAGUUCAGCGAGGCCAUGCCCAAGGGCGGCCAGGGCGAUGCCUUCCAGAAGCGCGAGGGCGCCGAGGAGGCCAACUACAUCCGCCAGCAGGAGCAGGCCAAGCUUAAGGCCCGUGAGUGUAUGCGCGCCGAGUGCUGCAACUGGAGGAGAGAGAGGCAUGUGGUCGCCGCAGCGGAGAUGCUCGUGUAUGCGUGCACGCCGGCCGGUGUCCGCGUGGCGAAGACUCUGAAGGCAGCUCCAGCAAGGCGGCAGCCGCACGUGCGCCUGCGAUGCCACUUCGACGGACUCGAGACCCUUGCAGUCAUUCUCGCUGCGCAUGCCUGCCACUGCCAUCCUGUCAGCGCUUGUAGGCGCGAAGGAAGGUGCACCGCGAGCUCGCUGCCUGGUAGCCAGCCAUCGAGUUUGCGGUACAGCUUCCUUCUUGCGUACAAGCGCUGACAGGAUGUCCGUGACGUGCUGAGGUCUGGACCACGAAGCGUGCCGUCGUGGGCGCGACAGCAGUCCUGUGCAGGCUUGACCGUGACGAACACGGAAGAACGGCUGGGCAUCGACUCGAUGCUUCAGCUGUGCUUCCGUGUUCGUCGCGGAUAAGCAUGCACGGGGUUGAGGCAUGCGCGCUGAGCUCCAGCCGUGUUCGGCACUCGUUUGCACAGAUCUUGAGGGGUGUGCUGACGCCCGUGCUUUCUACCUGCAGUCGAGGAGAAGAACAAGAAGCUCGAGGAGGAGCUCGCCAAGCACAAGAAGUAAAGCAUCAUCGCGGUUUACGAGUGCACUUGACGCAAGUGGGCAGACCAGCGCGUGCAGUGACGCACCUCGUCGAGCCCUG
This is a messenger RNA of Tilletiopsis washingtonensis, 910 nucleotides long. RefSeq lists its product as hypothetical. NCBI's taxonomy places the organism in Eukaryota, Fungi, Basidiomycota, Exobasidiomycetes, Entylomatales. The record is from RefSeq and is a predicted model, not a curated record. Gene Ontology annotation, cellular component: mitochondrion. Gene Ontology annotation, molecular function: ATPase inhibitor activity. Bases 1 to 522 code for a protein of 173 amino acids. The transcript is spliced from 3 exons. Gene Ontology annotation, biological process: negative regulation of ATP-dependent activity.